AUGGAUUUCAAGUCGAAAACACGGCAGCGGGCUAUGCUUUUGUACGCGGCAGGUCCUGAAGUGGAGGCCAUUUUUGACACGCUACCGGAUAAUGGUGACGAAGAUGACUUUAAGACGGCGUGUGAAAAGCUCACUGAAUAUUUUAGUCCUUCUAAGAAUGUACCUUUCGAGGUAUAUAAAUUUCGUCAAGCUAAGCAACAAGAACAUGAGACAUUAGAUGCAUAUUAUACUAGAUUAUGUACUUUGGCCAAAACAUGUGAAUUUGCAGACACAGAUACUGAGCUGAAACAACAAAUAAUUGAAGUAUGGUUAUCUAACAGAUUGCGACGAAAGAUUUUAAUGGAAAAGCAUUUACCCUGUCACAAAUAUUAGAUUAUGGAAGAGCAUUAGCUCGUACAGAACAGCAGACAAAGGAAAUUAUAAAAAAGGACAUUUCUGAUGGUAAUGAGGAAUAUACUAAUCAAUUACAACAGGAUCAUCGAAGACCUAGAACAACCAGUAAGUACUCGUCAUCAUCUAGUAAGAGAUGUUUUAAAUGUGGACUGGGGUUUCCACACAAGGAUAACCAAUGUCCAGCUGUAGAUAAAGAAUGUUACAAGUGUCACAAAAUGGGGCAUUUUGCUCGUGUAUGUAAAACAACCGGAGGAGCUACUAGUUCAUUCCAGCGUGUUAAUAAUGUUGAUGAACGGCAUUCAUCAACCCACAAAUCAACAAGUAAUUCGAGUAGUGACUCAGACAGCGGUUCAGAACACAUGUUCACAGUUCAACAAGCACAACAAAGUAAGCAUCCCUAUUCUACGAUCCGUGUUAAUGGAGUCCCGAUGAAAAUGAUGGUGGACAGUGGCGCGUCUGUUAACGUUUGGGGUCCUGAGGAUUUCGAACAUUUAAGCAAACAAAGCAAAGAACCAAUAUCCUUAAAAAACCCAACACAAAGAUUCGUGCUUUUGGAGAAAAUAACGACGAGUCUCUACUCUACGCGGAUGUAUUUGAUGGUGUAGGACAUCUUAAAGUGUUUGAACAAAAACGGCACAUUGACGAUAGUGUGCCACCUGUGGCCCAAACAUACCGUAGAAUACCUUUUAAUCUUCGCCCUCAGUUAGAGAAGUGGCUUCAAGAGUUGCAGGAUAAUGAUUUGAUUGAACCUGUCGUUAAUAAAAGUACAGAGUGGGUCAGUGGAGUAGUGAUCGUGCCUAAGCCGAAAACUCCGGACGAAAUACGUGUAUGUGGGGACUAUCGCAGAGUUAACGAAGCCAUUAAGAGGGAACACCACCCUAUGCCUACAAUUGAGGAACUAACAGAUGAUAUGAGCAGUGCAGCUCAUUUUUCUUGCCUAGAUUUAAGAAGCGGAUACCAUCAAAUUGUGCUUAACGAAGAAUGCGUGGUAUAACAACUUUUACGACUCAUAAAAGUCUUUUCCAGUGGAAAAGACUCCCUUUCGGAAUUAACUCGGCAAGCGAAGUGUUUCAAGAUGCUAUCCAGCAUGCAUUGCAAGGAUUGAAUGCAGUUAAAAACAUUGUUGAUGACAUAAUUGUUUGGGUGCGAACUCAAAACGAACAUGAUGCCAAUCUUCAAGCUCUAUUGCAGAGACUAAGAGACACCGGAUUGACUGCAAAGAAAAGUGAGUGCCUUUUCAAUGUGGACAGUUUAUGGUUUUAUGGCAUGAUUCUUAGUAAGAAUGGGAUUAGGCCUGACCAAGAGAAUGUUGUUGCAAUAAAAAAUACACCUGCCCCAAACUAUUUAAAAGAACUUCGUAGCUUCCUAGGCUCGUGAAUUACUAUUCGAAGUUUAUUCCUAAUUUCUCUACCAUUACGGCGCCGCUACGGAAAUCGGAUCGCAAAAAGGUUCCAUGGACAUGGGACGAUAGUCAUCAAGAGGCCUUUAAUCAGGUUAAAUCUUCGCUAUCUGAACAGUGUACGUUGGCCUAUUAUUACCCAAACUGAUCAACGAAUGUUGUUGUGGAUGCUAUUUCUGUAGGCCUAUGGGCUAUUUUGGUUCAACAUGACGAACAGGGCAUUUUGAAAGUGAUUGCUUUUGCUAGUAGAGCACUAACAGUAGUUGAACAGCGGUACUGCAGACAAAACGAGAAGCGUUGGCAUGUGUGUGCGCACGCGAGAAAUUUCAUUUAUAUUUAGUUGGUUGUCAGUUUACCUUGUAUACAGAUCAUCAAGCGUUAGAAAUCCUUUACUCAGCAAAGGCGAAACAAUCUGCUCGAAUACAGAGAUGGGUAUUGCGCCUCCAGCAGUAUAACCACACGGUCAAGUAUCGUCCAGGCACAGGGAAUCCGGCAGAUUUCCUUUCGCGGGCACCAAUUAACGAACCCUCCGGACAGUCUAUUGCAUGCCGAAGAAUAUAUUAACUUUAUAACAGAGCAAGCCAUUCCCAGAACAAUUACCUUGUCGGAGGUGCAAGAAGCGACAAAGAACGAUAAAGAAAUGCAGUCAGUUGGACGAGCACUUCAGUUUGGCAACUGGAAAGACAAAUCCAUAUCAGCUCAUUUUGCAGUACGGCAUGAAAUAACAUCAGUUAGGGGUGUACUGUUGAGAGGACACCGACUGAUUAUACCAAUAUCACUUCAAAUUGAAAUAGAACCUUAGCCCUGGCACACAAGGGACACUUGGGCAUUGUCAAGACCAAACAAAAUUUGAGAAGCAAGGUAUGGUGGCCUAGAUUAGAUGAAGAGGCAGAGCAACAUGUAAAAGAGUGUUUGACGUGCCAAAUAUCUAGUAAUCCUGAACCCCCUCCGCCUCUGGCAGUUAUCCCACCCCCAAUGGCACCAUGGUCAUGUAUUCAUGUUGAUUUCUAUGGACCAGCAACUACAGGAGAGCAUCUAUUGGUGCUGUUAGAUGAAAAACCGGAUUCCCAGAAGUUGAAAUUAUGA
Messenger RNA from Paramuricea clavata, 2878 nucleotides. NCBI's taxonomy places the organism in Eukaryota, Metazoa, Cnidaria, Anthozoa, Malacalcyonacea, Plexauridae. The record is from the annotation of a GenBank genome assembly.